This is a messenger RNA of Epithele typhae, 2067 nucleotides long. RefSeq lists its product as uncharacterized. Gene Ontology annotation, cellular component: P-body. The coding region runs from base 1 to 2067 and encodes 688 amino acids. The transcript is spliced from 7 exons. NCBI's taxonomy places the organism in Eukaryota, Fungi, Basidiomycota, Agaricomycetes, Polyporales, Epitheliaceae. Gene Ontology annotation, molecular function: mRNA binding; enzyme activator activity. Gene Ontology annotation, biological process: deadenylation-independent decapping of nuclear-transcribed mRNA; deadenylation-dependent decapping of nuclear-transcribed mRNA; positive regulation of catalytic activity. The record is from RefSeq and is a predicted model, not a curated record.
AUGGCCCCUCGCCGGCGCCGCUCCAUACCAAAUGUUCAUGCACAAAAAGCACAGGCUCCUCCUCAGCGGGUCAUCACCCCUACAGUAACGCCACAGCGGCAGCAUGACCUACUCCUGGCGAUCUACCAAAGCAACAUGAAGGUCUUGUUGCGCCAGGAGCCCGCGAUAACCUCCAUUAUCGACCAGUUCAGCCACGUCUGCAUCUACUAUCAUACGGGAGAGAAGUGGGAAAGAUAUGGAUACGAGGGAAGCAUGUUCUUGUUCGAAAAGUCCACCUACCCGACAUAUGGGUUCUUCAUCUUGAACCGACAGGGUGCUGAGGAUUUUGUGCGACCGAUCUAUCCAGAGGACGACAUGGAGGUUAUGGGGAACUACUUGAUGGUCCGCUUUUAUUCAGAUUACACCGCAACCCGCCUGGCCAUGGGUUUGCCUCACCCUAUCCCUGAGGAGAGCCGAGACGCUUUCAAGAAGGAGCUCGCGUUGCGAGUGCCUCCCGGAUAUCGAGACUCUGUAUUUGAGAAAGAGAAAGGCGGACGGGGGAUCACUCUUGGACUCUGGAUGUUCGCAACAGAUGCACGAGAGCCUCUGAAAGACGUUAUGAUGAGAUUAUAUUCGUACAUCAAGCAAGGGCUUCCAUAUCCAGAGGAGUUUCGUUUUCCUCAUGGCAAGGCGAACGUUCUUGACCCACUUCGCACGGCGAGUCGUGCAUCCGUACUCCCUCCGCAUGGUCAAACCGUGCGCCCAGUACAACAUAACGUGGUGAACAGCGCUCCUACCAAACCCUCAGAGCCCCCGACAGCCCCCUCUCCCGAUGGAAACAGCUCCGAACUGGAUAAACUCUUCGCCAAACUGAUGCCCUCUACCUCCCUUGCUCCCACCCCCGCACCACAACAACCAGCAAUGGCAACCCAGGAAAAGUCAGUCAACGAUCUAUUUGCUGCUCUCACGCGCGGUAGUACAUUUGCGCACCACAACACGGCAUCUUCACCAUCCACUCACCAAAUCGCGGAAUCUCCCCCGUCUCGAGGCCCCGCAUUAUUGGAUUCUAUUUUCGCAUCUGCUAUGCUCCCUGCAUCGUCGUCUGCCGCCUUCGCGCCCCCUCAGCCGGCUCUCCCAUCCCGACCUGAGGAAAUCGUCAUCGUCUCUCCGAAGCCCACCUCAAGUGCUCUUCCGCAAAUUCUGAACCAAGACGUCAUAUCUUCGCUCCUCGGUCUCUCUCCCCACUCUCGAGCGUCGUCUGCGGCCCCCAGCUCGGCGAGUUCCCACCACUCUGGGCACAGGCGCUAUGAAGGGGACAACGAAUAUAGCGAGGAAGACCAGGCCUCUGAGGAAGACGUACCCGGGCCCACCAGGUUCGGUGCCAAUGGGAAAUACGCUACGAAAAGUGCUCCUGGACGUCUGGUGCCCUACAAACCGUAUACCAACGGUCAUGAUCAUGGUCGCAUACAAGGCGACGUCACCCCCCGCGCGCCCCCUGGCGGAGCCCAUCUACCAUCGACCUCGCCCUCCGAGUCCCAGCAGCGUAGCAUGACGCCAACGGCCAACGGCCGAAGCUCAGCAGCCCCCGUUAUACCGGCUGCACCGGCAACAUCGGCAGACGCGCGCGCGCGCUCAUUGGUUCCCUUCGAAGCCAAUUCCGACCUUUGGCCUUACCCCCGUGCACCGUUGGACGAUCGCUCGUUCGAGCAGGAUGACGUCCCGCCUCAAGGAAAGAAGGAGAAGAAGGGGAGAAAGAGUCGCAAGGAAAGGGAGCAGUUGCGGAAGGAGCAGGAGAAGGCGGAGAUUGAGAAAGCUGCGGCUGCCACUGUCUCUUCCCCCGGGCCGAAGACUGCUGUUAUGGACCCGCAGCAAGUUAAGGUCGUCGCGAACGAGACCAAUGGGCAUGCUCAUGAAGUGGCGUUCGACAAGGAUGCUGCGAAACAAGCCCUCCUUGCCGCUAUGUUUGCCAAGCCUGUUGCGCCUAACCUCGGUCGCAGAGAGUUCGUACAAGAAGUCCUCGAUGCUAUCUAUAAGGACCCAGCGUUCGUCGACGGUCUCUGGCAAGACUAUCUCUCACGAACAACCUAG